AUGCCAUCUCCACGGCCUGUGACCCCUGGGCCGGAGCUGCGCUGCCCGAGGGAGCCGGCCGAGCAGCAGAACUUAGUGCGGGGCGCCCGGCGGGUGAGCAGUGGGGACGCGCCCAGAGACAAAGAUGAGGAUGCUGAACGGCCUGGCCUGGCCACCUUGUGGCGGUCCUUCACCCGGGCCAGCCAACGGGCCCAGGCCCCUGAGAACCCAGGCCUGGUCCGGCGCAGCUCCCGCUUCCUGUUGCGGUCCUUCCGGCGCACCCUGGAAGGGGGCGUGGCUGCUGACACAUCUCCGAGCCCCGCUGUUCCAGGGGUGGCCCAGGACCCCAAGGUGCCCUCCAGGGGCAUGGAUGGUGUCAGCCGGCAGGCAUCCACAGGGGCGGGGCCAGAGGAACUGGAAACUGAGGCAGAAAGCAAAUCCGUGGCCGACCUCAUCACUGAGAGGCAACUACUGGCGGCCUUCGAACAGCUAUGGCGCCUGGAGAAGCAACUGGUGGCCGCGAAGGCUUCACGCGCGUAUGAGAAGGACCCCACGGGUUACGCGCGGCGCGCCAUGGACAUAUGCCUGCACUACGACGGGUUGGCAGCCGAGAUCGGCGCUAUCGUGCGGGAGGCGCUGAGUCCCAACAGUGUUGACGCAGCUACGCUCGCCGAACUGGCCCGCGUGGUGAGCGCCGAGGAGGAGGCCCACCCCGCGCCCCCUGCAGACGGCGACUUCCUGAGCACGCCGCGCCACUGGCGCCAGCACUGGGAAGAGGCGGUUCGGCGGAGCGCGCAGGAGCGCGUGUUGCGGGCAGGUGCUGGGGAGGCCCAGGAGGACGCCAAGGGCUCAGCGAGCCUGGCCCGCCAUCUGGCGGAGCUUGGCCGUCUGGUCCGCCAGGACCUGCAGAAGGUGCGGCUGGAGGUGCAGCCUGCCUACGCGACCGCAGGCUUCCCGGUGUGGGAGACCUACCUGCGCGCCUUCCAUGGCGCGGUAGCCCAGCGCCUCCAGGAGCUGGCGCACGAGGCCUGCAGCUGCGAGCAGCUCUAUGUCCUGCUGGACUGGGCCGCCAAUGUCUACAAAAGUCCUGACUUCCUGGGCGCCCCGGACCUGGCGCUGCCCGCGGAGCCGCUGCCUCCGCUCCUGGCACCUGAAGUGUGGGCCCGGCUGGAGAACGACUACAUCAGCUUCCUGGAGACCAAGAUCGCCAGCUGCUUCGAAGGCAUGCUGCAGUUGGAGCAGAGUCGCUGGGCGGCUGCUGAAGCCCCCGACGUGUUGCAGGGCCGCUACCACGCGUCGCUGUCCAUCGACGUCCACAUGCUCGUGUCCGAGCACGUGAAGGCGGCUGGAGCCAUCUCGGGUGAGCUGGAGGCCACCACCCUGCGGAUCUGCGCGCGGGGCCUCGGCUGCUUCGUGCACAGGUUUGAGAAGGCUUUUCUGAAGUCGGAGGCUGUGAGCGUGCCGCACCUGGGCGCCUAUAUCAACGCCUAUGAGGAGCUCAGGACCAGUCUUGUGGCCAGGUUCCCAGGUACCUUUGAAGAGCUGGAGAAGCCCCUGGCAGCCACCAUCUCCAGCUUCCAGGAGCACCUAGUCCGGGGUUUUCAGAGGGAUGUGCAGCCCCUCUUCAGGGUCGUGUGCACCAAGGCCUGGCUGGAACAGGACCUGCUUCAGCCCCUUAUGGACCAGGUGGAGGCCUUUGGUCACCACCUCAAGUACGUGGCUCCAUUGCGGUCGCAGGAAAUCCUGCACGAGGCUCACCGCUACGUGGUCCGGGAGUACCUGGUGCAGGCGCUGAGGCCGCGCGAGCGGUUCCGGGGCACCGAGCGUGUGACUGGCGCCCACAAGAUGAUCCUUGACGCCCAGGCCAUUGGCGACACCUUCCAGGCCCUGGGCUCGGAGGCCUCGUGGCUGGGCCAGGCCAUCCCAUGCGUGUCUGAGAUUCUGGGCGAGACGUACAAGGACGACAUCCAACGGCACCUGGAGACGCUAAUCAUGUGCUACCACGACGUGAGGCGGGAGCAUGUGGUGGCCGUGCUGGCGCUGCGCCGACUGGGCCGCCGCCGGAACCAGCGCCUGCUCCGACGCGCCCAGGACCUGCUGAGCGCUGCGGCGGCCCAGGCCGGGGACUCCGCCGCCAGCGGGGGCCGCGUGCUCUUCGCGGAGAUCGAAGUGCCCACCUCCAUGGAUGUGCUGGUCACCUGCAUCCGACGCUCCGCAGGCCUGAGCCCGGCAGGGAGCAAGGAGAGUCACUCGCCCUGCCCGCGUCCCUGA
This is a messenger RNA of Orycteropus afer afer, 2250 nucleotides long. It is a transcript of the gene EXOC3L4, whose product is annotated as exocyst complex component 3 like 4. Gene Ontology annotation, molecular function: SNARE binding. The transcript is spliced from 11 exons. The record is from RefSeq and is a predicted model, not a curated record. NCBI's taxonomy places the organism in Eukaryota, Metazoa, Chordata, Mammalia, Tubulidentata, Orycteropodidae. The coding region runs from base 1 to 2250 and encodes 749 amino acids. Gene Ontology annotation, cellular component: exocyst. Gene Ontology annotation, biological process: exocytosis; exocyst localization.